UAAUGCACGCCCCAAAUUCGCCCGUCUUUCUUGUGCAGCUCUCGUCGAUCCCAGAAACGCCGGCCGGAGAAGCGUUGGACCCGUCAACUCCGGACGUCCACAAUCGCGUCGCGCGCGUGGUGCAAAGGAACCGCUCCGCCGUCCAAAUGCCCGUCCGUCGCGUCGUCUCCGGCGGAGAGGCGAGCAUGCACGAGCACGAUAUACUCGUCCAGAUUAACCACGUCCACAGACAUGAAACCGCAACGCCCCUAUAAAACGGCGGCCUCGCCUUUCCCCCUGAUCACAGCAUCCAGUGCAUUUUCAUAUCGCAUACAAAUAAAAACCAGCCGUUCGGACAAAGAAAACCCCGACCGUCGUCACUCGUCAGCAAUGGCCGAGCACGCGAGCCACAUGGCCGGCGAGGCGGUGGGCCACGCCCAGGACACGACGGGCCACGUGGCGCACCAGGCCCACGACGCGGCCGGGACGGCCCACGACGCGGCGCACGACGGCGCGGCCCACGCCGGCGGCCUCAUGGAGGACGCCGUCGGGCAGGCGCAGCUGGUCGCCCGGAGCGCCGCCGACACCGUCAAGGACGCUGCCGGUGCUGCCGCGGACGCUGUCGGUGCCGCUGCCGACGCCGCCGCUAGCGCCACCGGCGCCAACUAGGCGGGCCCGGCCCUCGCCGGUCCCGCGCAAUGCAUGGCUAGCUCCUCUGAUUCCCCGGCAGCCAUUGCUGGGCUUUGGAUGCAUCCAGGCAUUCGCAGCGAUCUUUAUACUACUAUAUGAUGCGAGAAGGUUGAAGUGAUCGCCGGCCGACGCAUCUUACCAACGGCAUCAUAUAACAAUAGCUCUUGAUAUAUGUGCUAACCCAUUUGUUUUGUUUUCCUCUCUAUACUUGUUGUUCAAACUUGAAAACCAGCAGAGUGGUUUGGUUCUCGAUCGGCUGUGUGGGCUGAGAUCGAAUAGGUCACGCUCUGGUUCAGUUCGUGUCGGCUCGCUGUGUAAGGUGCAUGGCGAAGAUGUGAUAUUUUUUAAUACUAACAAGUACUAUCAUUAAUUCCGCAA
Molecule: messenger RNA, 1047 nt
Organism: Brachypodium distachyon (stiff brome)
Lineage: Eukaryota; Viridiplantae; Streptophyta; Magnoliopsida; Poales; Poaceae
Exons: 2
Coding region: 232-648 (138 amino acids)
Source: RefSeq, a predicted model, not a curated record